Cydia fagiglandana is the source of this 1431-nucleotide messenger RNA. It is a transcript of the gene GSTe6, whose product is annotated as glutathione S-transferase 1-like. Gene Ontology annotation, biological process: glutathione metabolic process. The coding region runs from base 78 to 764 and encodes 228 amino acids. The transcript has 6 exons. The record is from RefSeq and is a predicted model, not a curated record. Gene Ontology annotation, molecular function: glutathione transferase activity. NCBI's taxonomy places the organism in Eukaryota, Metazoa, Arthropoda, Insecta, Lepidoptera, Tortricidae.
UUUAUAGGUUAUGUUGUAGAAAGUUAUACAAGUGAGAUUGUGAUGACAAGGUAAAAGAAAAGAAUGUAACAACAAUAAUGCGGACAAUCUUGUAUCAUUCGAAGAGCAGCCCGCCGUCACGGGCCGUUAAAAUGGUUGCCGGCAUCUUGAAUGUACAAUUGGAGGAAAGAUAUCUCAACCCGGUGGCGAGGGAUCAGGACACGCCAGAGUUAAUCGAGAAGAAUCCUAUGAGAUCCAUACCGCUGCUAGACGAAGGAGACUAUUGGCUAGCCGACAGUCACGCUAUAAUUGUGUAUCUUUUUGAAAAAUACGCAAAACCUGAACACCAACAUCUGUACCCCUCCGACAUUCGAAAACGCGCCACGAUCAACCAGCGAAUGUAUUUCGAAUGUGGUAUUUUGUUUCCCAGACUUCGAUCUGUAAUGGCCCCAACAUUCUGGGGAAAGCUGACAGAGCUCUCCAAGUCCAUGAAGUCUAACUUAGAGGACGCGUACCGCACGCUGGAAGCCUACUUGUCUCGCACCCUGUACGUGGCAGACGAUGUACUAACUCUGGCAGACAUAAGCAUCGUUACCACGGUGUCGACGAUGGACGGCAUCUACCCUGUUGAUGUCAAAAGAUACCCAAAUUUAAAGCGGUGGUUGCAGACGAUGUCCCAGAAUGAAUUCUGUCAGAAAUACAACGAGCCCGGAAGGGAAGAGCUGGUGACCGUGCUUGUUACUAUGAUGAAGAACAACAAGCAUACCCAGCAAGCUAAACUUUAAUAUAUGUUGUUGUACUAAGACCUUUGAUACAUAAAUAUGUGAAGGUUCGAGCGUCGCGUCCCGUGUGCAAAAAAAAUCCGACACAAAAAACCAUGGAAAACCAUGAAUGUCAUAAAACAUUCUCAUAAUCAUUCGUGAAUGUCGGCUUACAUAUAGUAUGCUCGUAGGAAUAUCGGCGACAGGCAUUAAUAUUGCAAUACAGCCCCUUAAUCACGGCAAAUUUACGUCGCAGUUUUGUCAACGCGUAUCGAUCAAUAAUAUCUUCCUAGUGCGUUUCCAUGCACGGUCAGCCAAGAAAGUGGUCUACCACUUUUCGACUCUAUCAUCUGAUUAUUCUGAUUGAAAUGCCACUACCACUUUCUUGGCCGACUAUACCAAUGUAAAUAAUCAAUUAAACGAUUAUGUAUAAAAGGAUAAAAGUAGGGGAGUGGUGGUGGUGGUGGAAGUGUUGAAUACUAUAGUUAUGUUCAAGUGGUGUGGAAAUGUAUAUAAAACACAAUUUAUAAGAAUCACAGGUUUUUAUUUCAGUAACUAAAAAGAAAUGCAAAGAAUUUCUUAACUUUACACUCCUGUAACGUCUAGGGCUAACCAUAUGGAUAACUUUUUGAUGAGAAAUGAACGAUUACAAAAAACGUUACACAUUAAACAUUUCCUAUAAGUCUUAUAA